UACGAGGGCGAGUUCAGGAGGCUGAGAAGACAUGGCCAGGGUGUCUGGACGUCGGAGCGAGGCAACCAGCGGUACGAGGGGAGAUGGUUCGACGAUCUGUUCGACGGCGAGGGCCUCUAUACGUCGUCAGGCAAGACGCGCCGCUACGCUGGCACCUUUCGGGCCGGGAAGCGGCACGGGCACGGCACCUGGAAGUCCGGGCAUGGAGAUGAGUACAGCGGCGAGUUCGUGGCCGGCCUGUUUCACGGAGGUGGCCUCCUGCGCACCACAUCCGGGUGCACAUAUGACGGCGAAUGGGUCGAGGGGCAGCUUCACGGCCAGGCAACGUACCAGAGCAAGCAGGGUGUGCGAUACGAGGGAGAGUGGCGGCGCGGUAAGAGGCACGGCCUCGGCACGCAAACCUUCCGAGAUGGCGCGGUCUUCACGGGCACCUUCAAGAGCGACGUCUUCGACGGCCCGGGCGACUGGGUGGACGGCCGCGAGGGCUGCGGCGGCAGCUAUCGGGGCGACUGGUCUAACGGGUUGCGUCACGGCGAGGGGGCCUGGGAGGGUGGCGACAAGGAUUGCUACAAGGGGGGCUUUGUC
Messenger RNA from Emiliania huxleyi CCMP1516, 585 nucleotides. RefSeq lists its product as hypothetical. The annotation marks the transcript as partial. The record is from RefSeq and is a predicted model, not a curated record. The transcript has a single exon. NCBI's taxonomy places the organism in Eukaryota, Haptophyta, Isochrysidales, Noelaerhabdaceae.